Microtus ochrogaster (prairie vole) is the source of this 2898-nucleotide messenger RNA. RefSeq names its product solute carrier family 35 member A5 (gene Slc35a5). Gene Ontology annotation, molecular function: pyrimidine nucleotide-sugar transmembrane transporter activity. Lineage: Eukaryota; Metazoa; Chordata; Mammalia; Rodentia; Cricetidae. The record is from RefSeq and is a predicted model, not a curated record. Gene Ontology annotation, biological process: pyrimidine nucleotide-sugar transmembrane transport. Gene Ontology annotation, cellular component: Golgi membrane.
CCCGCUGCUCCUAUUGCGCAUGUGUGGGAGGGUUUCCCUGACAGCGAGGGAAGCCUGGCCACGGUAGAGGGGCGCUGACCCACUGGCCUUCUGCACGCUUGCGCCCAGCCGGUCCCUAGGGCCUUUGUCGGCGGUCCUCAACGGCUCCAUGUUUCCAUCCUACUUGUGUGCUUCGGGUCUGCCAACAGGGUUGCUCAUGAAGGUGUUAUUGUUAAGACAACUAAAAAACAGUGAAAUGGAAAGAAAAUGCUUCCGGCGUCCUGGGUUUGGCCCAUCCGCGCUGUACACAGUCCUCCUAGGCGGUAUAUUCGUUACUCUAAGUUCAAGUCGCAUCUUACUGGUAAAAUAUUCUGCCAAUGAAGAAAACAAGUAUGACUAUCUCCCUACUACUGUGAAUGUGUGCUCUGAGCUGAUAAAGCUGAUUCUCUGUCUACUUGUGUCACUCUGUGUUAUAAGGAAAGACGAUCAUCAAAGUAGACAUUUGAGAUGUAUUUCCUGGAAGGAAUUCUCAAAUUUCAUGAAGUGGUCCAUUCCUGCCUUUCUCUACUUCCUGGAUAAUUUAAUUGUCUUCUAUGUCCUCGCCUAUCUUCAGCCUGCCAUGGCUGUUAUCUUCUCGAAUUUUAGCAUCAUAACGACAGCUCUUCUAUUCAGGAUAGUGCUGAGGCGGCAUCUGAACUGGAUACAGUGGGCUUCCCUCCUGAUUCUGUUUUUGUCUAUCGUCGCCCUAACGGCCAGUACCAAAACUUCACAGAAUGACUUGGCGGGACAUGGAUUUCAUCACGAUGCCUUCUUCACGCCAUCCAAUUCCUGCCUUCAUUUCAGAAGAGAAUGCUCCCAAAGGGACAAUUGUACAGCCAACGAGUGGGCUUUCAGUGAAGUCAAGUGGAACACCACAGCCAGAGUUUUUAGUCACAUCCGUUUGGGCUUGGGCCACAUUCUGAUUAUAGUUCAGUGUUUUAUUUCUUCAAUGGCCAAUAUCUAUAAUGAGAAGAUCCUGAAGGAGGGGACACAGCUCACCGAGAGCAUCUUCAUACAGAAUAGCAAGCUUUAUUUCUUUGGCAUUGUUUUUAAUGGGCUGACCCUGAUUCUUCAAAGCAGUAACCGUGAUCAGAUUCAAAACUGUGGGUUUUUUUAUGGCCACAAUACAUUUUCAGUAGCCCUUAUUUUUGUAACUGCUUUCCAGGGCCUUUCAGUGGCUUUUAUCUUGAAAUUCUUAGAUAACAUGUUCCAUGUCUUGAUGGCCCAGGUGACAACUGUCAUCAUCACAACAGUGUCUGUCCUGGUCUUUGAUUUCAGGCCCUCCCUGGAUUUUUUCCUAGAAGCCCCAACCGUCCUUCUUGCCAUAUUUAUUUAUAAUGCUAGUAAGCCUCAAAAUCUAGAAUGUGUGCCUAGGCAAGAAAGGAUCCGAGAUCUUGGUGGCAAUCUUUGGGAGCGUUCCAGUGGGGAUGGAGAGGAGCUGGAAAGGCUUACCAAAACCAAGAGUGAUGACUCAGAUGACGACAAUUUCUAAUCGUCCCUUGUCUAUUCGUGGUUGAUGGCUCCCACAAACUAUGUUUGAGCAUUUUCAACAUUUGUGGCAAUUGUCUUUUCUGAUAAACUGAUGAUGUUUGAAAACAUAAUACUCUUUACAUGUAUCUAACCACUGCAUAAACCACUUUGUCCAAGACUUAGAGCAGCCACAGGGUGGCAGGUUUCUGGGGCAUGAACACAGGACUGUGAAUACCCAGUGCUUGAUGAGCAGGACACAUCUGCAGAUUGUGUUCCUCAUCCUCCAGGUUCCAGAAAUCAUGUUAACUAGACCUGACAGAUGCUAGUGGAGACCCUGUGCCAGAUACUAGGGUUCUAGUCAUGUAGCUUAUUGUUUGCUGCGGUCUCCUCUGUCUCUCUUUCCAUCUCUCUACCUCUCUCUCCCUUCCUCCUUUUCCUGCCUCUCUCACCUCUCCCUCAUCCCACCUUCCCUGCCCUCUUAUUGUUAUAAAUAUUGUCUAUGUUGUCCCUCAGAUUUCAAGGUCUUAGCAAUAGUCAUUUUGCUUUUAUUAAAGCAAUAAGACUCUAAAAAUUUGGGCUGAUAGACCUAAGUAUCUGGCUCUGCCAUAGAAUUUAGAUAACAUACUUUGUGACAUUUUUUAAGCUAUUCUGAAAUAAAAUAUCAAAGUUUAGGGAUUUUUUAGAACUUAUGAGAAAUUUUAUUCUUAUCUUUUUUUAGGCUUUAUUUAUGUGAAUGUUGGUCAACAAGUUAUCAUAUUACCACUUGUCUUUUAAAUCACCUAAGCCAUUGUGAUUUUUUGUUUUGUUUUGUUUUUAUUCCAUUUUCCUCAGUUUGUACAUUUACAAAAUCUUGGCAUCAUUUACUUUUUGAUGUUGAGUUAUUCUGUUGAGAAUUAAGUUGUUUUACUUUUGGGUUACUAAUUGGACCUUGUAACGGUUAGCUAUCUUUGUAUAACACCCUGUCCUAAAAGUCAAGACCCUGGCUUUAGGACUCCUUUAUAAGAAUCCUUUUUUAAAAACAAUAAUGACUUUUAAUGACAGAGUAGUGUUUCUCUAGCAGAGGGCCAGUAAUCAUUAAGUCAGCCCUAACCAUAGUUCAUACUUAGAAGUGCAUGGUAGUUUUCAAGAGAUGUUUGCAUACAGCCAGUUGACUCCUCACUGACAGUAAUUUAAAAGUUAGAGUGAUUUGUCCCAGGCCCUACAGCUAGGUUGUGAUGGAAACAAGCUUCAAGCCUGUAUGUUUACAAAGUCCUGCAGUAAAUGUGAAUUACCAUGCAGUUUGCACUUUCUGUCAAGUUUCCAUGUAUUUAUAUAUAAGAAGUUACUAUUAUUAAAAUCCACCUGUGUACCCAAAAUAAUAUAACUGGCAAUAAUUGCUAAAACCUUUUAAUUAAAAUAAUUACCAAACUU